Gavialis gangeticus (Gharial) is the source of this 1746-nucleotide messenger RNA. It is a transcript of the gene GATD1, whose product is annotated as Parkinson disease 7 domain containing 1. The record is from RefSeq and is a predicted model, not a curated record. Bases 97 to 756 code for a protein of 219 amino acids. The transcript has 8 exons. Lineage: Eukaryota; Metazoa; Chordata; Crocodylia; Gavialidae.
GCGUGCGCAUUAGCGCCUGACGCGUGUCGCGCUUGCGCUGCUGAGGCCCCGGACACGUUCGCACGAGUGCAGGCCGCUGCCGCCCUUCCUAUCGCCAUGUCGGACCGGCUCAGCAAGCCCACGUGCCUCAUCGUCGCUAGCGCGGCUGCCGCCGGGGGGUCUGCCCAAUCCUUCCUUCACUCUUUCACGCUGGCUAGCUCUGCUUUUAAUCUACAAGUUGCCACACCAGGGGGGAAGCCAAUUGACUUUGUAGAUGUGAAUGACAGCAACUUGCGUUGGAUACAAGACUUCCGGCUGAAAUCUUAUGCAAAUCCUGCGAAGUUGGAGUCAAUUGAUGGUGCUAGAUACCAUGCCUUGUUGAUUCCUAAUUGUCCAGGGGCUGUGACUGACCUUGCAAACAGUGGAUACCUAGCAAGGAUAUUACAGCACUUCAGCACAGAGAACAAGCCUAUUUGUGCUGUUGGACAUGGAGUUGCUGCCUUAUGCUGUGCCACAAAUGAGGAUAAAUCCUGGGUAUUUCAUGGAUACAGUCUGACUGGGCCUUCUGUGUAUGAACUGGUAAGACAGCCCAAUUUUUCCAGUUUGUCCAUUAUCGUGGAAGACUUUGUGAAAGACUCUGGAGCUACGUUUAGUGCCAGCAAGCCAGAUGCUAUACACGUAGUGUUGGACAGACAUCUGGUUACAGGACAAAACGAGAAUUCCACUGUUGUAGCAGUCCACAACCUUGUUCUUCUCUGCAAUGGCAGCAGGAAAUGAAGGAGCAGGUCUCCUUGUAGCUGGAAUGGAUGAAGGACCAGACUGAAGAGUCUCAUAUCUGUGAACUGGAUCUCUUGCUGACAGAUGCCUCUUGGCAUUUCUGUUAUGGACUAACAGUUUGAUGUGAAGAGGCAAUCUCCAUGUUUGUACAUGUGGAAUGAAUGGAUGGAACCUGUGAAAUAAGAAAGCAUUGAAAUGCAGCGUACCUUAUGGAUGAUUCUGAUAGUCUCACUUUAUUAGCACUUUUUUUUUUCUCCCCUUUUCUGAUCCUGCUCUUAAGUUUGCCCUGACUUUUGGGUUUGUUCAGGUUUUUUUAAGAAAACAUUUAUGUUUAUAGUACCAACAUUUUUACUUGUAGUGAGAAAUUGACUCCAUCCAGGGCCACAUUGUCAACACUUAUUGGACCUUGGUAAUUCUUCAUCUUGGCAAAGCAUAGUUCUGAAAUAUACUGUAGUGAGGCACAUUCAUUAAUCAGCAGGAGUCUUUUUGAUUUUAAUAUAAAAAUCCCUAGUUAAUGCUGCGUUUAAGUGGCUUCAGGCCUAUUUUAGUCCCCUGUCCAAUGAGUCACAAAGCUGGUUCCAGACUGUCUAAUGGAUUUAUCAAAUGGCAACAUACAUGAAAUAUGAAGGAGAACAUUUAGUCAAAUCCAGCAGGAAUGGAGCAGAAAAGUCGAGUCUGAAGGCAGCUCACCUUGAAGAUGCUACUGAAAUUACAUGCUCUUGGUUUUUCUCAUUGUCUAUUCAGAUUUAAUGUAUUCUGUAUAAAGGGCUUUGUCUGCUGAACUGUUGUUUUUAAGCAGCCCUCUAAGUGGUUGUUGUCUUCACUUAUGCUGCUUGUAUUAUUUUUAUUAUAUUUGGAUGGUGUGGAAUAUUUCUUUCAUGAUUACAGUGCCAUUGUCUGUUGCUUGGAAUUUUGUGAUGAGAGGAAAAAUGUGGAAAAUGUAAUUACUUUGAACCAAAUAGACUGAACCGUGCACCUGAAUUCCUAGUA